AUCAAAAUCAAAGAUGAAGAAAAAACCAACUAAAACCCAAGAAGCCAAAAAAAUCUUGAAGAAGAAAUUUAAAGUCAACACAAAAAUAGUCUUUACUGAAGAUGGAGAGUUAGUGCAGCAGUGGCCACCUGUGCAAAAAUCCAGUUUGGCGAAAGCAGAUGAGGAAGAUGAUGCCAGUGGUAUCAACUUAGAUAAAGCGAAAGAGAUACUGCGGGAAGAAGACAAAUUUGACAAAGAAGAAUACAGGAAGAAAAUAAAGGAAAAACAUAGGGAGAAAAGGCUAAAAGAAAAAGCAGCAAGGAGAGAAGCCAGGAAUAGGAACACAGAG
Molecule: messenger RNA, 328 nt
Organism: Egretta garzetta (little egret)
Lineage: Eukaryota; Metazoa; Chordata; Aves; Pelecaniformes; Ardeidae
Product: probable ATP-dependent RNA helicase DDX10
Exons: 3
Source: RefSeq, a predicted model, not a curated record